Triticum dicoccoides is the source of this 3504-nucleotide messenger RNA. RefSeq lists its product as uncharacterized. Gene Ontology annotation, molecular function: ADP binding. The coding region runs from base 21 to 3086 and encodes 1021 amino acids. The transcript has 3 exons. The record is from RefSeq and is a predicted model, not a curated record. Lineage: Eukaryota; Viridiplantae; Streptophyta; Magnoliopsida; Poales; Poaceae.
UUGUAGACUUGCAGUGUAAUAUGGACUCACAGCACUCAAGUCUUUGGUGUCGCUCUCAUGCUACUACUUGUUCAUCUCCACCACACAGACCAUUGGUGCUCACCCUGACUUCUGAUUUCAUUCAGAACCAUAGAAUUGCUAUCACAUCCAAACAGAAGCAAGAGGAUUUUAUCAUGGCGGAGCUCAUCAUCUCGGCGGUUGUCGGGGACAUGGUCGGUAGGGUGAUAUCUCUUCUCGCUGGCCGGUUCAAAGGCCAAGGGUGCACCGACGCCAAGCUACGGAGGAUUUGCCAUAUGCUUGUCAAGGUUCACAGUGCGGUAGAGGAGGCCAAAGGGAGGCAGAUCACAAACUGCGGCACCCUCGAGUGGCUUUCGGAGCUCAACGACGGGGUGUACCAGGGCCGCUACUUGCUCGACACGGUCAGAUGCAGAGAACAGGAGCUUGAAGAUAAGCAUGAUGACAAGGUAGUUGGACAAACUUUCUCUUUCUCCUUGUAUAAUCCUGCAAAGCGUGUGCGCGUAGCGGCAUGUGCCGUGAAGAGCCUACUGUCUCGCCAUGAUGUCGUUGGUCCUGAGGAGAUUGACAGAGUGGUGGAGAUCUUGGAAACCAUAUCCGGUGAUCUCAAGGAGUUCAUGAUGCUCCUACAGAACUGCCAGCCAAUCCAUCGUCCUUUGGCUACUAAUAUCUUCAUUGAGGGGCAGAUGUUCGGCCGACAUGCCGAGAAACAGAGGAUCAUCAACUUCCUGCUGCAUGAUGGUGGUGUGUCUACUGGAAAACUAGGCAUGCUUCCAAUUGUUGGCAGCACGGGAGUCGGGAAGACCACCCUUGCGCAGCAUGUCUGCGAUGAUGAGAGGGUGCGCAACCACUUUCCAAUAAUCUUGUAUUCCAAUUUCUCAUACACCAGAGCAAUGGCUCGGGGUGAGGCGGUGUUUGUUCUAGGAUCCAAAAAUGCAGUUAGAGAUGCUAAAAAAUUCAUGGAAAUACUGCAUGUACUCAAGGAGAAAUACCUCAGCAAGAGGUUCUUGAUGGUAUUUGAAGAUGUUGACAUGGGAAAGAAACAGAUGCUACAAGAGUUACUGCCAAUCUUGAGACAUGGCAAAUUCGGGAGCAGGAUCAUAAUCACCACAAACAACAGGGAUGUCGCCAGCUUGGGAACGGUGCAGCCAAUCAAUCUGAAGGUUAUGCCUCAUCAGGAGUACUGGUUCUUCUUCAAGGCACACGCGUUUGCUGGCAGAGAUGUCGAGGAGGACCCAAGGAUGUUAGCAGCAGGUAACGCGAUUGCAAGGAAGCUAAAUGGGUCAUUCUUCGGAGCGAAAAUCGUCGGCGGGGUGCUGAAAGCUCAUCCGAAUCCCCGGUUCUGGUGCAAGGUGCUGGGAAGCAAUAUAGGGGGGUUGUCUCUGUUGGGUGAUGGAAUUGGGUACAUUGCAGAUUUGGCAGAGAAUUUGCUGCCAAACUACGCAAACAUAUGUGAGGUGACCAUUUCUAAGACUCCAUAUCCCUCUCAGACAGAACUGGCUGGUGUUGUUGCCCCGCGUGGUGAUAUCGGGUUUGCAAAAGUCUUGUUGUGCAGGUCAUUGCUAGAGGAAUUUAUCAUGGCGGAGGUCAUCUUCUCAGCGGUUGUCGGAGACAUGGUCGGCAGGAUGAUAUCUCUUCUUGCCGGCCAGUUCAAGGGCCAACAGUGCACUGAAGCCAAACUACGCAAGAUUUGCCAUAUGCUCGUCAAAGUUUAUAGUGCAGUAGAGGAGGGCAAAGGGAGGCAGAUCACAAACUACGGCACCCUCGAGUGGCUUUCAGAGCUCAACGACAGUGUGUACCAGGGCCGCUACUUGCUCGACACGGUCGGAUGCAGAGAGCAGGAGCUUGAAGAUGAGCAUGCUGACAAGGUAGUUGCACAACCUUUCUCUUUCUCCUUGUUUAAUCCUGCAAAGCGUGUGCGCGUAGCAGCCUGUGCCAUGAAGAGCCUAUUGUCUGGCCAUGAUGUUGGUGUUCCUGAGGAGAUAGAUCGAGUGGUAGAGAUCUUGGAAACCAUAUCCGGUGAUCUCAAGGAGUUCCUGAUGCUCCUACAUAACUGUCAACCGAUCCAUCGUCCUUUGGCUACUAAUAUCUUCGUCGAGGGGCAGAUGUUCGGCCGACAUGUCGAGAAAGAGAGGAUCAUCAACUUCCUGCUGCACGAUGGUGGUGUGUCAGCUCGAAAACUGGGAGUGCUCCCAAUUGUUGGCGGCAUGGGAGUCGGGAAGACCACCCUUGCGCAGCAUGUCUGCGAUGAUGAGAGGGUGCGCAACCACUUUCCAAUAAUUUUGUAUUCCAAUUUCUCAUACACCAGAGCAAUGGCUCGGGAUGAGGCGGUGUUUGUUCUAGGAUCCAAACACGCAGUUGGAGAUGCUAAAAAAUUCAUCGAGUCACUACAUGUACUUAAGGACAAAUGCCUCACCAAGAGGUUCUUGAUGGUAUUUGAAGAUGUUGACGCGGGCAAAAAGCAGAUACUAGAAGAGUUACUGCCGAUCUUAAGACAGGGCAAACAUGGAAGCAGGAUCAUAAUCACCACAAACAGCAGGGCCGUCGCGGCGAGCAUGGGAACGGUGCAGCCGGUCAGUCUGAAGGUUAUGCCGCACCAGGAGUACUGGUUCUUCUUCAAGGCGCACGCGUUUGCUGGCAGAGAUGUCGAGGAGGACCCAAGGAUGCUAGCAGCAGGCAAGGUGAUUGCGAGGAAGCUAAAUGGGUCCUUCUUCGGAGCAAAAAUCAUCGGCGGGGUGCUGAAAGCUCAUCCGAAUCCCCGGUUCUGGAGCAAGGUGCUGAGGAGCACUAUUGGGGGAUUAUUUCUGCUGGGUGAUGGAAUUGGGUACAUUAUGGAUUUGGCAGAGAAUUUGCUACCAAUCUACGCAGACGUGUGUAAGGUGACCAUUUGUAAGAAUCCAUUUAUCUUUCAGACAGAACUGGCUAGGUUGGAGGAUCUGUAUCAGGCAAGUCCACUUGGUGAUAACCGGUUUGCAAAAGCUCUGUUGUGCAGGUCAAUGUUGCCAUUCGAACUCUUGAACUACGCUGCUGAUUGCAAUGUGCGUGGGCCGGACUAUUCAGCAGAGUUAUAAAAUUUGAGGAAGUAGACUUUGCCCAUAUACUCCCACCAAGAAAAGGUUUGCCGAUAUAGGAAUGUGAAGAUUAGACAGGAACUACACCUGUUUACAUGGAAUCUGAUGCACCCGUCCCCAUGGAAUUGACUGCUCCGUGUAGAGCUGAAUGCUCUGUUUUGAGUUGUAUUAUUGUUGUAUUUCUUGUCUUGCUUCACUGCUAUAUACAUGAAACUAGCUCUAAUAACUGUAACGUGGCCCUUGAUAUGUAGAAUGACAGUACUGAGUCAUGUUAGUGUUCUACUGUGCAUGUCAGUGUUGCCAUUCCAACUCUUGUGCUGCACUGCUGAUUGUAAUGUGCGCGGGCCGGACUAUCCACCAGAGUUCAUAAAAAAUGAAGGAAGUAGAUUUGCCCAUAUUAGCUGUAAUGACCCAACUU